UCCUUUCCCAGGACUCAGUGAUGGGGGUGAGAGGUCUGCAGGGGUUUGUGGGAAGCACCUGCCCACAUGUAUGCACAGUGGUGGAUCUCAAGGAACUGGCUGAGAAGCACCGCACCAGGUACCCGGGAUGUAUUCCCACCAUUGUGGUUGAUGCCAUGUGCUGUCUCAGGUACUGGUACACUCCGGAGUCUUGGAUCUGCGGUGGCCAAUGGCGAGAAUACUUUUCUGCUUUGCGAGAGUUUGUUAAAACCUUCACAGUAGUUGGCAUCAAGUUGGUUUUCUUCUUUGAUGGAAUGGUGGAGCAGGGCAAGAGAGACGAGUGGGUGAGAAGGAGGCUCAGAAACGGCAGGGAGAUAGCUAGGAUCUUCCAUCACCUCAAGACACAUAGGGAGCAGCCAGGCAGGAACAUGUUCUUCAUCCCCUCAGGCCUGGCCAUAUUUACACGCUUUGCGCUGAAGACACUGGGUCAGGAAACCCUGUGCUCCUUACAAGAGGCAGACUACGAGGUGGCUUCCUAUGGUUUGCAGCAUAACUGCCUUGGGAUUCUCGGAGAAGACACAGAUUAUCUCAUCUAUGACACGUGCCCCUACUUGUCCAUCAGCGAGCUCUGCUUGGAGACCCUCAGCACCGUCAUGCUGUGCAGGGAGAAGCUGUGUGAGAGCCUGGGUCUCCAGGUGGCAGACCUCCCUCUGCUGGCCUGCCUGCUUGGAAAUGAUGUGGUCCCCGAGGGCAUGUUUGAAAGCUUUCGUUACAGAUGCUUGUCUUCUUACACCUCUGUAAAAGAGAAUAUCAACAAAAAAGCUAACAUGAUCUUAGCGGUGUCAGACCAUAUAUCCAAAGUCCUUCAUGUGCAUCAAGGUGAGAAAGCCUUGGAGGAGAUGCUACCUUUGGGACCAAAUAAAGCUCUUUUUUAUAAAGGAGUGGCAUCAUAUCUUUUGCCAGGACAGAACUCUCCAUGGUUUUUUCAAAAACUCAAAGGUGAAAUAACUUUGAAUAAGCAAGUAAUAUCUGUGGGUCCAGAGCCUGAGGUCAAGCAGGAAGUGCCCAUGUGUACAGAGCCUGAGGUCAAGCAGGAAGUGCCCAUGUGUACAGAGCCUGAUUCCAAACAGGAAGUUCCCAUGUGUACAGAGCCUGAUUCCAAACAGGAAGUUCCCAUGUGUACAGAUUCUGAUUCUAAGCAGGACAUUUCCAUGUGUACUGAUCCUGAGUUGAAGCAAGAAGUUCCCAUGUACACCGACCCUGAGUCCAAGCAGCAAGUUCCCAUGUGUACAGAGCCUGAAGUCAAGCUAGAGUUGCCUAUAGGAACAGGCCCAGAAUUUAUGCAAGAGGCAUCCAUAAGUACAAAUCUGGAGGUCAAACAAGAAGACCCCGUGGCUGUGGGGUAUGAAAUAAGGCAACCAAUAACUAUGGUUUCAGACCCUGAAAUCUUACAGAUUGCUCGAACACAUCAUGUGCAAGCAGAAAGCUACCUGGUGUACAAUAUUGUGAGCAGCGGUGAGAUCGAGUGCAGCAACACCUUGGAGGACGAGCUGGACCAGGCUCUGCCCAGCCAGGCCUUCAUCUACCGGCCCGUGCGGCAGCGUGUUUACUCCCUCCUGCUGGGGGGCAGUGAAGAUGGCACCAGCGCCGGCCCGGCUGUCAAGGAGUGGUUCGUGUACCCUGGAAACCCGCUGAAGCACCCUGACCUCGUCAGGCCUCUGCAGAUGACUGUGCCAGGGGGAACGCCUAGUUUGAAACUGUUAUGGCUGAACCAAGAGCCAGAAGCUCAGGCUCAGCGCUUGGAGACCCUGCUGGCCUGUUUCAACCUCUGCUCCUCUAAGGAAGAGCUACAAGCCAUCGAAAGCCCCUUUAGGGCUUUAUGCUGCCUGCUCAUCUACCUGUUUGUCCAGGUGGACACUCUUUGCCUGGAAGACUUGCAGGCCUUCAUUGCUCAGGCUUUGUGCCUCCAAGGAAAGUCUACUGCACAGCUCAUAAACUUGCAGCUCGAUUACAUCAACCCCAGAGCUGUGCAGCUCGGCUCGCUCCUGGUCCGUGGCCUCACCACCCUGGCCUUGGUCAACAGUGCUUGUGGCUUUCCUUGGAAGACCAAUGAGUUCAUGCCCUGGAACGUAUUUGAUGGGAAGCUUUUUCAUCAGAAAUACCUGCACUCAGAAAAAGGACACUCUGUGGAGAUUCUUCUUGAGCAGAAUAGGUCUCGGCUCACCAAGUUCCACAACCUGAAGGCUGUGGUUUGCAAGGCCUGCCUGAAGGAGAACAGACGCAUUGUGGGCAGAGCGCACUGGGACUCACACCACACAGGGAGGUGGGGAAGACAGGGCUCCAACUCCCACAGGACAAGCUCUGGCUACAGCCGCUCUGGGCAGGGACAGCCGUGGAGGAACCAGGGACCAGGAAGCAGACAGCAUGAGCAUGACCAGCGGAGAAGGUACUAGCAGGCUCCCCAGGUGGGCUUCUGCAGAGCAGCCCAGGAGCCAUCACACACAAUGACCUCCCCACACAGUGCUCAGAAUGGACUGCCCUGCUUCAACUGCCUGUGAUGUAGCCAUGCCUGCAUACCUCUGUGCAGGAAAGACGUCUCUGCCAGCUUCUCCCUCACAUCUGCCUCUCCUAGCUUCUCCCUCACAUCUGCCCCUCCCAGCUUCUCCCUCACAUCUGCCCCUCCCAGCUUCUCCCUCACAUCUGCCCCUCCCAGCUUCUCCCUCAUGUCUUGCAGGAAAGCUUUAAUUGGUGCCUCCUCAGAGGCUUCCCAUGCCAUGUUGUUAGCCUCCUCAUAUGUUUGUCUUGCACAGCCUGUGCUUUCUUUAAUAAACUGGAAGCCAGCUGUAGCAUUCCGUUACACUUGACUGAGAAGUUGUUUCCCACAUCAAAACAGAAACAAACAAACUGUCUUCCAGCAGAAACUCCAAUCAGAAGGGAGGAAUCCAGCUGCUGCUUGUCUUGGCUUUGAAGCUCUUGAUGGGGAAAGGAGUCACAUGAUGCUCUGGCCUUCCUGUCAGUGUGGCUCUGGGUCUCCUCCUGUUCUGUCACUGUGUGCUGCACAGAUGCCCAGGGCCCGACAGGGAGCCACUGAGCAGCGCUUGUUGCUCCUACCUGUGAGUGCUGAAGGACUGUUAUUUUCCAAGGGAGACUUUUCAGACAGUCCAGGAACUGAACAUUGCAUCCCCAAGUCGUGCUGAGCUCUGUAACAGCCAGAGUUUUGGUCACAGAAGGUGUUGUGGAUUAGGGGAAAAAUACAGCUCCCUGAACCCAGAGCUCCCCCUGACUGCUAGCUGCCACCAGCAGUUCCGGGAGUGCUUGGUUCCUUAGGAAAUGACUUGCCCUGAAAAGUCAGAGCAGGUGGUUCUUGCUUUGGCAGCAUACAAUAAAGAGGUUAGCAUGGCCGCUGCACAGGGAUGACAUGCCAAAGAUCAAAGCAAGCCCCUGAAUGUUGUCACACACAAUGAGCUGUGCUGUGCACACAGCUCCAGGUGUUAUUCUGCCUACAAUUCUGUCUGGCAUCUCUCAGAAGUAGCAAGAAUCUCCAGUAUCACACGUUUGACUUCUUAGGGUUGAAAUAUCCUGCCCACUUUCACUGCAUUUUUAAAAAUCUCUAUUUUUAUUUAUUUGAAAGAGUGACAGAUAUCGUCCAUCCACUGGUUCAGUCGCUAAAUGUCCUUCAUUGAGGCUGGGCCAGUCUGAAGCCAGGAACCCAAACUUCAUCUGGAUUUCUCACAUGGAUGGAGUGGACCCAGUCACUUGAACCAUCACUGCUGCCUGCAGGGCACACAGUGCCGGAAGUUUGGAUGCUGGGUGCAGCCAGGACUGGACCCAAGCACUUGGACUUGUGACUUAGUUCAGCGCCCGCAGAGCUCUGCCUGAUUUCAUACCUAUCCUGAAGGAUCUGGCUUUGGUGUGAGUUCACCUCCAUUCCGCUUUUGCUCCUGCACCACUUGAAAUCACUGCUGCUUGUACAAGUUCAUCCCAGUUCUGUUGCUUUGCUGCUUAUUUGCAGAACUUUGUAGUAAAGUCCUGAUCCCUUAUUUCAGGGGUAACGACUACCCAGCCUGGACUGCAGGCCUCUGGUCAGGCCCUGCCACAGCUACCCAGGCAGGACUUGAAGUUGGCAGUGGUAAUUGGACAGCAUUAGUCAAAAACCUAAAUAUGUAUGUUUUGAAACAAACC
This is a messenger RNA of Ochotona princeps (American pika), 4161 nucleotides long. It is a transcript of the gene FAM120B, whose product is annotated as family with sequence similarity 120 member B. The coding region runs from base 21 to 2432 and encodes 803 amino acids. NCBI's taxonomy places the organism in Eukaryota, Metazoa, Chordata, Mammalia, Lagomorpha, Ochotonidae. Gene Ontology annotation, cellular component: nucleus. The transcript has 10 exons. The record is from RefSeq and is a predicted model, not a curated record.